AUGUCAAAGAAAGCUCAACGAGUUAUCUUUCCAAAUUAUGAUGAGUUAAUGGAACUAUGCAAAGAAAACUUGUAUACUCUUCGGACAACUGACGAAGAUGAAGUUAACAAAAUUUACGACAUGAUCAAAGAGAAGAUGUAUUCACCAGAUCAAAUCAUAAGGCAUAUUAAUUACUUGUCAACACUCAAUCUUCGUUAUAUCAAGUCUUACUAUCUCAUCUUCAAAAAGUUGUACAACGAGUACCAUCCAAGGCAAGCAAAAACCAUCAUACCAAUUCUUGAUUACUUUUACUACAAAGAGUUUGGUGUUGUUCUAAACGAAAUUCAUAGAGAUUCAUUUGAUUACUUCAAAGAUGUUACUUUUAAUGUUCAUGAAGAUUCUCCUAUAUACAGAGCGAUCAUUGAAGACAAUAAGAAGAAUUUCAUUAUAUUUUCACAGCAUGAUAGUUUCGAUCCAGAAAAGAGAUUGAAGAGCUUGCUGUAUCCAAAAUCCGAAGAAGGAUAUUCAUUCAUCGAAUUGUGCUGCUUACAUGGUGCUGUUAAUUGUUUCAAAUAUCUGAUCACAGAGUACGAUUCGAAUAUCACACCGAAAUGUCUUCAAUUCUCAUUCUUGAGCGGAAAUCCAGAAAUCAUGAGUACUUGCCUGAAAUAUCAGCAACCGGACAAAGAGUGCAUGAAGUGUGCAAUCAUUUCGCACAACAUUGAUUUCGUUUCAUUCUUGGUGAACGAACACAAGAUAGAAAUAGAUCUCGCUUCAUGCAGCAAGUACUGCAACGUUCAAGCAUUCUUAUUGUACUACACUCUCUCAAAGGAUACAGAUGGAUGUUUCGUAUACUCACCUUCAUUUAUGAGUCUUCCACUGUGUGAGUUUUUCAUAAAGAAAGUCGUAAAUAUCAACAAGAAAUGCAAGGACAAUUGUGGAAUUUUGAAUAUCGCAUCGGCAAACAACUUCAAAGAAGUUGUUAACAUUCUUCUAGAAAAGAAGAUAUUCACAAAUAUGAAAGACAGUGCAGGAAACAGUUGUCUUCAUAAUGCAGUUCUGAGUGAUAGCAAUGAAUGUGUCGAAAUUCUUCUUUCGCAUGGAAUGAAGCCCAGAAUCCAGAGAGAGAAUGGAGAAACUCCACUCCACUGCGCAUCUGCACUAAACUAUCGAGAUAUUGCCGAAAUCCUCCUUUCACAUGGUGCAAAUGUUAAUGCAUUAGAUAAAAAUGGCGAGAGUUCGCUCCAUCUUGCAUUAAGAAAUGGUGCAAGAGAAACUGUGGAACUUCUUCUAAUGAAUGGCGCAGAUCCGAACAUAAUUUUUGAGAAAGGAAGAUCUUCAAUUCAUGAGGCCUCAAUAAAUAAUAUGAUUAAGACUAUUGAACUCAUGCUGACAAAAGGCAUAAAUAUUGAUGCAAAAGAUGAAGAUGGAAAAACAGCUCUUCAUUAUGCAACAAUAUAUCAUAAAAGAAAAAUAGUCGAAUUUCUUGUAUCUCAUGGUGCAGAUGUCAAAGCAAGGGAUAAUGACAACAAAACAGUUCUUCAUUUUGCUGCAAUAUAUGAUCGUAAUGAGGAAGCAGAGUUUCUAUUAUCUUGUGGAUUAGAUGUCAAUGCAGUUGAUGAUAGUGGUAAGACAGCACUUCAUUAUGCAUCUGAAAAUGGUAUGAAAACAACUGCAGAGCUUCUUAUCUUGCACGGAGCAGAUGUUAAUGCAAAUGAUGACUCGAAGAAUACUGCCAUUUAUUAUGCAGCUCAAAAUGGUCAUUCAGAUAUUGUAAAGCUCCUCGUUUCAAGCGGUGCUGAUGCUAAUCAAAAGUUCAUGUAUAUGAAUAUAUCAGUACUUCAUAUUGCCUCUGGAUUGAAUGACACAGCACUAGCAGAAUUUCUUCUCUCGCACGAUGCAGAUGUCAAUACGAAAGACAUUCUUGGAAGAUCUCCUAUUUGGUAUGCUAUUGGAAUAGAUGAUUACUAUGAUUAUCAGAAAGAGUUACCAGAUAUUGAAGGAAUUAUCGAACUAGCUAAUAUUCUCAUUUCUCAUGGCGCAGAAGUCAAUGAAAAUGAUAUUUACGGACUAACUCUUCUUCAUCAUGCAGCAGGAUAUCCGAAGAAAGAUAUCGCAGAAUUCCUUAUUAUGCAUGGUUCAGAUGUCAAUGCAAUUGGUAAACAAAACAAUACUGCUCUUCAUAUUGCAGCAAAACACCAAAAUGUCGACUUGGUUAGGAUGCUCAUUUUGAACGGCGCUGACCCAUACAUAAAGAAUAUAAAUGGUCUCACACCUAUUGAUAUAGCAGAAAAGAUGAAAAUAAAGCAAUUCAUUGAUGAAUUGAUUCAUCCAAAAGAAGAUCACUAA
Trichomonas vaginalis G3 is the source of this 2328-nucleotide messenger RNA. Its product is annotated as ankyrin repeat and SOCS box-containing protein 4 family. The transcript has a single exon. NCBI's taxonomy places the organism in Eukaryota, Parabasalia, Trichomonadida, Trichomonadidae. The record is from RefSeq and is a predicted model, not a curated record. Gene Ontology annotation, molecular function: protein binding. Bases 1 to 2328 code for a protein of 775 amino acids.